Dibothriocephalus latus is the source of this 324-nucleotide messenger RNA. NCBI's taxonomy places the organism in Eukaryota, Metazoa, Platyhelminthes, Cestoda, Diphyllobothriidea, Diphyllobothriidae. The record is from the annotation of a GenBank genome assembly.
AUGCUCUUGAUGUCUGACCUGUACAUCUGGUGUGCCGGUCAGCUGCUGCCCUCACCACUCCGAAACUUCCCAACGCUCCCAAUUGUCAAGUUGGGAAAGCACUUUGAAAAAAUGAGGGAUUUUGAAAAGCACAUGUCAAAGGUUCCUAGUAUGAUUGAGCUCUAUCAUCUUACUGUCUCCGGAAACGUCACAUUUGGGAAGGACGUGGUGUUGAAGGGCACGGUUAUCAUUAUAGCCCAAGAUAACGAGCAGAUCGACAUUCCGAAUGGCUCUGUUCUAGAAAACAAGGUCGUCACAGGCAAUCUUCGAAUAGUCAAUCACUAG